This is a messenger RNA of Vigna angularis (adzuki bean), 624 nucleotides long. RefSeq lists its product as uncharacterized. Lineage: Eukaryota; Viridiplantae; Streptophyta; Magnoliopsida; Fabales; Fabaceae. The coding region runs from base 1 to 624 and encodes 207 amino acids. The transcript is spliced from 3 exons. The record is from RefSeq and is a predicted model, not a curated record.
AUGGUGUUGCCAUUCAUGCGUGUGACCAUUGACGAGGUUCGGGAUCCCCAGGCUCAGGUGCCUGUACCCACUCCAGAAAUUAACUUUGUGGGGGAGGCCAUAGGAACAUUUAUUGCCUGGCCUAGAGCAUUGAUCAUGUCCCACAUCGCGACUCCACAGUUCACACGUCCUCAGAAGCAGCCAAUUCAUGAUACAGUCAUACAUGAAGAUGAUGACAUGGCUGAAGCAGAGGAUGAUCCUAUAUCAAAGUUAGUGACAAAAUUACCCAGAUUGAAGAAAGCAUCAUUACAACUAUACUGGGAUUUGAGGGUAUUUGGUCUUCCCCCACAUGUGCCAGUUUAUAUCACAUUUUCUGAUGCAUUGGAGGUGAUUGAGGGAGACAGGAUGUUGAAUAUUUCCAUCAUUCAGCUGUGGUGCAUGUACAUGGACACAAUCGUUGUAGACCAAGGUCGGUCUUCCAUGUACGGAUUUGUUGAACCUCAGACCAUUCAACCGUCUGGUAACACACUUCAAAACAGACAACAUUAUUUGCAAACGUGGAUGGAUGAGUCCAAAAGAGACAUAUACCUUGUGCCAUACAUUGACGGGUACGUGUUUUUAUAUGUGGUCAGUUUAUUAUUAUAG